Messenger RNA from Brenthis ino (lesser marbled fritillary), 336 nucleotides. NCBI's taxonomy places the organism in Eukaryota, Metazoa, Arthropoda, Insecta, Lepidoptera, Nymphalidae. The record is from the annotation of a GenBank genome assembly.
AUGGUUGCAAAACUAAACUACAACCGCAACUUAGAGCAUAGAAAUGUGGGGUCGUCGAACGGCGUCGGCGUCCGGGCCGGGAGGGGUGACGGUUUGGGCGCGUUAUCGAUCGGAUGGCAUACCUUCCUGCGGCCACAGCAGAGCAUCCUCCGAGCGCGCGACUGUCCGCCCGGCGAAGACUUCAACCUGGCCAGCUUGCGCCACUGCAUGAGGACAGUUAGCGCGGCGAGAGCACCCGCGGCACCGCUCGAUGCUCGCGCAUCGCGUACGGGAUGUACGCGGCCGGAGCGCGCGAGCCUUCCUCGCGGAGUGCCGCUGCCCAGCCCGCGCCUGCGC